Messenger RNA from Annulohypoxylon maeteangense, 1140 nucleotides. RefSeq lists its product as uncharacterized. The record is from RefSeq and is a predicted model, not a curated record. Bases 124 to 498 code for a protein of 124 amino acids. The transcript has a single exon. NCBI's taxonomy places the organism in Eukaryota, Fungi, Ascomycota, Sordariomycetes, Xylariales, Hypoxylaceae.
GUCUUUUCCUAUAUAUCUUCUAUUCUGCUGCGUUUUUAAUCGUUAUGGUUUAGACUUAUACGAUAAUUUUAAUGCUUCUUCUAUUCAUAUUGUACUAUAUUUUUGAAUUGUUUAAUCGCUAAAAUGUUCGCUCCUCGUUUUGCAAUGGCCGUACGUAAUGGCGCUGGCACUGUAACCCGAGGGCGGAUAGUCUCUCCGAACAGAUCUAUAAUCGACUCACAUAUACCACAAUCGCCGGCUAGCAUGAUUGCGUCAAAUUUUUCGACUUCUGGUUCCAAACUCACAGAGAAAAAGCCUACGAAGAACCCUCCUAAAUCUCCCGAGGAACCUCCGCCUAUGCAAUUCAGUUUCGAAGGACUUGGGUUGAGUCGAAACACCAAGAUCGCGGUUCUCGUGAUUUUAAGCAUCUUCGGUACGAUAGAGACUAUUUUCUGGAUUAAAUGGAUUGGGCGUUGGUUCUCCGGCGCUAAAAAUGACGAGUCGGAAAACAAGGCUUGAGCUUUGUUUUGCUCCGGACCACGCUCCCAUCGGGCUAUAUGAAGUCAAUUAAAUAUAGCCCAUCUUCGAAAUCAGCCAAAGAAUCGCUUCUCUACUCCACAAAACACAUUGUACCAUAUUGAUGCCCUAAGAGGGGUAUAUUCACCGCUCAAUUCAAACGAUCUCAUGAUCAUGAAGGAUCAGGUGCCGGGUUGAAGAACGAGGACUGCCUUGGAAGGGCUGCUAAGCAUUGUACUGCGCCGUGGUGAUUCGGCAUAGCGCAACUCGGAUAAACCUCUCAUUAUAAUGAUAUUGAAUCUCCCCUCAAACUCAUGAAUUAGGAUGAAGAAUUCGCUCUGUUUAGGUAUUAUAAUGCACAGAUUGGUUGAAGUCCUUGGACCGACUCAUCCGGGGGGUAUUGCCAGGUUUCGUUGUUGGGUCGUUAGGGCACCAUUCGCGCCAUCCCGAGCUCUGUUAAGCUUAUCAAGGCUUUAUAAGAUUAGCGAUGGAGAGGCUUCGGGUGUUAGCGCGUCCUAUGCGGUGAGAAAAGCUCGAAAAUCUCGGCCGCGUCUUCGGUGCAGCAGCUGUAUCUAGGCCUUUCAAGUUUGUAAGAUAGACGCUCAUGCAACCUAAGGAAGCAAUAAAGUCAGCAUUAUAUCCUUG